Molecule: messenger RNA, 2043 nt
Organism: Penicillium odoratum
Lineage: Eukaryota; Fungi; Ascomycota; Eurotiomycetes; Eurotiales; Aspergillaceae
Exons: 3
Coding region: 1-2043 (680 amino acids)
Biological process (GO): fatty acid beta-oxidation using acyl-CoA oxidase; lipid homeostasis
Cellular component (GO): peroxisome
Molecular function (GO): acyl-CoA oxidase activity; fatty acid binding; FAD binding
Source: RefSeq, a predicted model, not a curated record
AUGGUUCCUCCUCCACCCGCUUGGGUCCAGGCGUUAAAGCCAUCAUCACCCCAAGGUAGCGACAUUCUGCGGGAUGAGCGCGCUCAGUCCGGACUUACUGUGGAUGCUCUUGCCGAAUUCCUGCACUCAAAGGAAAAGCUGGAGGCCCAGGACCGCAUAGUCUCCAUUCUAGCAUCGGAGAACAUAUUCGACAAAUCCCAAAGUCAGUCCAUGGGACGUCCGGAAAGGAUUCAGAGGGCGCUUUUAAAGGGAAAAAGGCUGCUGCAGCUGCGCAAACAGCUAAAAUGGAGCGAAAAAGAGUACCUUAUGGCUAUUGAGAUGAUCGGAGAGCCAACUCCAUAUGGACUACAUGAUACUAUGUUCUUGAAAACGCUCCGCGAACAGUGUACUCCUGAACAGAGAACGCUAUUUCUGGAUAAGGCUGAAAAGUACGAAAUCAUUGGCUGUUAUGCACAGACCGAACUAGGUCACGGCUCCAAUGUCCGAGGCCUGGAGACUACCGCCACUUGGAAUUCCAACAGCAAGACGUUUACCAUCAACUCCCCUUAUCUCACUGCCUCAAAAUGGUGGGCUGGAACAUUGGGCCGAACAGCGAAUCAUGCGGUGGUCAUGGCUCAGCUUCACAUCGACGGGAAGAACAUUGGCCCGCAUCCUUUUGUGGUGCCCAUCAGAGAUAUGGAUACGCAUCAACCUUUCGAUGGAGUAUAUGUUGGGGAUAUCGGCCCAAAAUUCGGUUAUAACACCAUGGACAACGGUUUCAUGCUGUUCAAUCAUUACCAGAUACCUCAUGUCAAUAUGUUGGCCCGUUUUGCUUAUGUCGACAAAGAGACCAACAAAUACGUUCAGGCAGCUUCGCCUACUCUUUUGUAUGGCACUAUGACUUGGGUGCGGUCUAACAUCGUUCUAGAUGCCGGUAAUAUAUUGGCUCAUGGAGUUACCAUUGCUACCCGGUAUUGUGCAAUUCGAAGACAGUUUCAGGACCGUGAUGCAAAGUCUGGAUCCGAUGAGAAUCAGGUCCUUAACUAUCAAAUGGUGCAGAUACGCCUGCUGCCAUUGCUUGCAGCAAUGUAUGCUCUGCACUUCACCGGUCGCGGUAUGAUGCAGCUCUACGAAGAGAACCAGGGUCGGAUGUCUGCAGGAAAGCAGACAGGAGGAGACCUGCUGGCAGAGCUGCACGCCUUCUCUUGUGGCUUGAAGGCAUUGGCUAGCACAACGGCGGGGGAGGGUCUCGAGACUUGUCGACGGGCCUGCGGCGGGCAUGGUUACAGCAGCUUUAGUGGCAUUGGGCCGUUAUAUGCUGACUACCUUCCAACACUGACAUGGGAAGGAGAUAACUACAUGCUCACCCAACAGGUGGCAAGGUACUUACUCAAGUCGGCCCGUGAAGUCUUACAGGGUAAAGUCUCAGGAAACGACACCGGAGCUAUUCUACACACUUAUGUAUCCCGAAAAGAGAAGGGGGCUUCGUUUGAUAUUCUUGAGAAUGACGCUGAUAUUGUGGCGGCUUUCGCCUGGAGGACUGCUCACAUGACCUUUGAGACGCUCGAAUACCGCGAUCAAGAGAAAAAGACCUGGAAUAGUUUGCAAGUGAACUUUUGGCGCUUAGCCACUGCUCAUUCACAAUACCUGGUCGUGAAAACCUUCUAUGAAGCCCUGUCCUCUGGCCGAAUGCGAUCGACACUCAAUUCGCCCACUAUCUCUAUCCUACGCAGUUUGUUCCGGCUGCAUGCUUUGCACACAUUGGAGCGGAAUGCUGGCGAUUUCGUCGCGGCGGGCGCUGUUACAGUUCGCCAGGCCAACUUGACACGCACCAAAACCGUUCUGCAAUUGUUGGAGGAUAUCCGUCCUCACGCAGUGUCUUUGGUGGACGCGUGGAAACUACCCGAUUGGCAGUUAAACAGCAGCCUGGGCCGUUAUGAUGGAAAGGUGUAUGAGGAUCUGUUCCGCCGGGCUAGCCAGGAGAAUCCUGUGAAUGAGCUUACUUUCGAUCCCUACCCUACCAAUUUUCGGGCGACGAAAGAUGGACCUCUUAGUAAGCUAUGA